Molecule: messenger RNA, 256 nt
Organism: Geodia barretti
Lineage: Eukaryota; Metazoa; Porifera; Demospongiae; Tetractinellida; Geodiidae
Source: the annotation of a GenBank genome assembly
UGCUGUGCCGUCUGAUGUCUGGUAGGCUAGGGUGAAUGGUCUUGGAGAUGGACCAUUCAUGGUUGGUUCAUAGAUGAUGGCACAGAGCUCCACAACAGUGUUCCCUUCUGGAGUGGUGUACUCUGUCAUUGUGUACUCUGUCAUCUCUGCAUUCUUCUUCGCCAGAAUCAUUGAUUGUGACUGUAGCUUGAGGCACAGUCACAUUGAUAUCAGGAAUACCACUGUCCAGGGCAAUGAUGGACAAAAAAUUCUCGUU